Syzygium oleosum is the source of this 740-nucleotide messenger RNA. Its product is annotated as putative B3 domain-containing protein At5g66980. Gene Ontology annotation, molecular function: DNA binding. The record is from RefSeq and is a predicted model, not a curated record. Bases 1 to 702 code for a protein of 233 amino acids. The transcript has 3 exons. NCBI's taxonomy places the organism in Eukaryota, Viridiplantae, Streptophyta, Magnoliopsida, Myrtales, Myrtaceae.
AUGGACGACCGUCGUCCCGCCAAGACCUCUUCCUCUGACGAGUCUCUCGAGUUCUUCAAAGUUUAUCUCCCUUCCUUCAGUUCUCACCAACUGCUUAUACCACCGGAUUUCGUGAAGCAACGUAAGGGAGCCGUGCCAAAAAAGGCUGUUCUCAUGGAUACUACAGGGAGAUCAUGGCCAAUUGGGAUAGCAGAAGUAGGAAAUAAAUUGUUCAUUAAGAGUGGUUGGUGGGACUUCGUGAUCAAUCAUCCUCUAGAUUUUGCGGAUUUUCUAAUUUUCAGAUACAAUAGGGACUCGGUGUUCCUUGUCAAAGUAUUCGGUCUAAUUUUCAGAUACAAUAGGGACUCGGUGUUCCUUGUCAAAGUAUUCGGUAAGAACGGGUGCAGGAAAGAAGCCACUUACAGAGUCAAUAGACAGUCAGCUGUUGUGAAGACGGAAGAGCUGGCAGAUGAAGUAAACGAGGCAGAACAGAAACCGAGGAGGCCUAUUCGGGCUUGUAAGAGGAAGUUUAUGGACCUAAAUAUUAAUAGAAUGGAAAAUCAUGUUUCUCACAGAGAUUCUCUGUUCAAACAGGAACAAGAGUUCGUCAGAGAAAACUUUAGCAAGUCCAGCUUGGAGACACAUAUUACGACGAAGAAUCCGCACUUUGUAUCGUGCAUCUUCAAAUGUUCGCUGAAAGUCAUGGUUUGUCUUUCACAUUAGACUUGUUCAAUUUUCAGUGCUCUGUAAUUUCAAUAUCA